CGACCGUAAACAUUCACGAGGGUUAUCAAGUAGCAAAUUCCAAGCUUGAAUUAAUUCGUCUUCAAGCAACAAACAAGAGAAUCGCUUAUCCGAAGCAGUAUCAAAGGCCUCUGCCAACUAACUUGCUCAAGCCUGUAAAGGCAAGUUCCCAUCUGCAUUUGCUUUCAUUUUUCAGUCAGAUCAAUUUGAUUUUCAGGCGUCUCAUCAGUAGAUAAAAGCUAGAGUAAGGAGUACAUAUUUAACUCUAUGGUAACUGCAGCAGUAGGCAUCAAACGCUCCGAGUCUCGCCAAAGUGCCUCAAGUGUGUGCAUAAACGGACCCUGCAUUCUCCAACACUCACUUUCAAGAUAAAUGCUUUCAAUUACAUUCCAAAAACAAAAACAAAAGUGCUCUUUCCCUGAGCUCAUCUGCUUCACCAGAGAGCCUGCAUCUUUCCUCACAAAGUUCUCCAAACUUAAUUAACCAGCCAAAUGUAGCCACUGCUCCAUUUAAGUACAAGUCAGGUCAACCUGUUCCUGAUAUAGAGAAAGCAAACAAAAGAAUAGGAGUUUCAGUGCAGCGGAGAAACCAAAUGGCCAAAUUUAGAUGCUUGCAAGAGAUAUUAAAGAACUAUGAAACCCUUUCACAUGAAACAAGAACUUGGUUUCUGCAUUCUUGCCCACGAAAAGAAAGGGAGAGGGGCAGUUUUGCAGAAAAACUGAGGAUGAGCACAACCACAAGGGCUGCCACGUCCUCACUACUCAAGCAUGCAAAGACUGGGUAUGCAAAAUACGAAACAACCUGAACAUGGGAACUAAGGCUCCAUAGAUUCAGAGCAUUAACAGUCUAAAGCAAAAUGUUCAUGUUUGCCUGCUUGCUCAUGCAAAUUAAGCUGCAUCAGCUUUGAAAACCGAGCAGACAAUUGCUCAGUCCAAGGUAAUUGAAAAAUUAUACUGUAGUGAUCAUACUUGAUCAUCAGAUAAGGAAAAUUCCAAGCUAAUACUUGAUCAUCUAGUAAGGGAAAUUCCAGAGCCGAAUACUGCAGAUGCAGGAACCAUAAUUUUAAAAGAACAGUAAGCCAUAAACGGAACCACUCCGAACGUAGGGGAAACACGCAUCAUCAAGGUAACAAUAAAACUCAAAAACAUCUGUCAUCUUUAAAUAUUUAUUAAACUUGAUGCAUUUGUUAGUACAAACUUCAAAGAUAGAUUCGUGCAUCUCCUUAUCUAUGUGUAUCGAAUUAACAAACACUGAACGAAGCACAUAUCUUCCAUAAGUUGCUAGUAAGGCUAACAAUUAUGGUCCUGUUACAUGUCAUCAUCUACCAGUUCCCAUGGUUGCAAGCAUGUAAUACAGAAGUAACAAUGACUUCAUUCAGUUUCACCCAGGUGAUUCAUAGAUAUCAUUCAUAGUUUAACUUUCUACAAUAAACAGACUUGUCCUAAUGGAAAACAAACAAUCUAACUGGCAACUCUCCUUGAAAGCCAGACAGUUUUACCACUACAGCCUUAACUACUUCAUCCAUUCCAGAACAGUAGAUAGCACUCUUACUAGGGCUAGUCCUGAGAUUCUGUAGAAGUGCUAUAGGAUAGAAGCUACUACCUGCAACCCUUCUUCUGUCCCCUUAAUGAAUAUUAGAAGGUCAUCAAUAAAGCUAAGGUGAGUUAAUCCUCUACCUUAGCAGUCUGCGGAUGAUAAGGCAUAAUCUUCCUCGAAGCAGUCCUGUUAAGUUAUUUACGAUAUUAACUUCCGUUUUUUGUUUCGAACUUCUAGGGAUAUGCUGAGCAAUAUCGGUAGCUUCAGCGGUGGAGGCCGUGAUGAAUCUUCAUCGUGCGGAGGAUGAUGACACGCAAUGGAUGGGCUCUUCACAAGAGUUAAUGGAUUGGGUACAGUCUGAUAAGGUUAAAAACAGUGGUUUGCGUAGAAUGUACAAUGUAUGGAAUCAUGUGUUCAAGAAAAAAGACUCCAAGAAGGAAAACUAUAAGUAUGUUGGUGAACCUGCGUUGGAGAAAGAACGUUUUGCACUAGGAGUGAUAAUACCAGAAAGAGUGGUAAGUUAAUAACUGAUACUGGAUGUAUUUUUUUGUUGCACUUCUCUUAUUUGCUGUCUUUUUUGUUGUUGCAAACGAUACAAGUGUUGAGGAUAUCAGGUUUUGAAGUGAUAGAGCCUGUAGAUGAUGAAAAGCUUCUACUUAGACAACUUGCUACAAUGCCAGUUGUGGCUUCUCUGGAGGCAACUCCAUCAUUCCUUGAUUGGAAAGGGGUAAACGGUUUGUUUGAAUAUGAUAAUAGGUUCUUUGAGGUUUUUGUUGAACAAAUUUAAUUAUGUAAGCCUGAUUUUGUUUGAAUAGCAAACCAUUUUCACUGGGGACACUGAGACAGCAGAGGAUCGGAAGGCAAGGCGUGACAAGGUUGAGUUGCACUUCAUCCUCGUCGUAGGCUAUGGAAAGACUGCUAAUAGGCUGAACUAUUUCCUCAUUAGGAAUUCAUAUGGGAAAGACUGGGGGUUUAAAAUUCGUGGAGCUGACAGAAGUUGGGAGGCUAAAGGUCUCGGGAGGGUAUUGAGAGCAUCCUCGCGGUCAAGUAGACAAUCAUUGUUCACUUCAUUUUCUUAUCCAAAACCAUGGGUGCCUCCCUAAGGUACUCUUCCGACGUAUUUAACUUUCUUGAUGAAUACUUUACUUAAUAACACACAUCAAGAAGGGGAAACAGAUGUCUUGAGCAUAGAAAGUAAACUUGUUCAUCUUGGUCGAUACUGAAGGUUGCUUUUUCAUAUAAGCAAGUAGUGAUGCUAACACACUGAUUAAUAUAGACUUUUGAAGUUGUUGUUUUCUUUUAGCGUAUUGCGUAGUACAAGUCUGUUUUUUGUAGAAAGUUAAACUAUUAAUGACAUCUAUGAAUCACCUGGGUGAAACUGAAUGAAGUCUAUAUUAAACAGUGUGUUAGCAUCACUGUUUGCUUAUAUGAAAAAGCAACCUUCAGUAUCGACAAAGAUGAACAAACUUUACUUUCAAUGCUCAAGGCAUCUGUUUUCCCUUCUUGAUGUGUGUUAUUAAGUAAAGUAUUCAUCAAGAAAAGUAAAUACGUCGGAAGAGUACCUUAUGGAGGCACCCAUGGUUUUGGAUAAGAAAAUGAAGUGAACAAUGAUUGUCUACUUGACCGCGAGGAUGCUCUCAAUACCUUCCCGAGACCUUUAGCUGUCCACCUUCUGUCAGCUCCACGAAUUUUAAACACCCAGUCUUUCCCAUAUGAAUUCCUAAUGAGGAAAUAGUUCAGCCUUCUUGUCACGCCUACGACGAGGAUGGAGUGCAACUCAACCUUCUUGUCACGCCUUGUUUUCUGAUCCUCUGUUGUCUCAGUGUCCCUAGUGAAAAUGGUUUGCUAUUCAAACAAAAUCAGGCUUACAUAAUUAAAUUUGUUCAACAAAAACCUCAAAGAACUUAUUAUCAUAUUCAAACAAACCGUUUACCCCUUUCCAAUCAAGGAAUGAUGGAGUUGCCUCCAGAGAAGCCACAACUGGCAUUGUAGCAAGUUGUCUAAGUAGAAGCCUUUCAUCAUCUACAGGCUCUAUCACUUCAAAACCUGAUAUCCUCAACACCUACAUCAUUUGCAACAACAAAAAAGACAGAAAAUAAGAGAAGUGCAACCAAAAAAUAUCUCGAGUAUCAGUUAUUAACUUACCACUCUUUCUGGUAUUGUCACUCCUAGUGCAAAACGUUCCUUCUCCAACGCAGGUUCACCAACAUACUUAUAGUUUUCCUCCUUGGAGACUUUUUUCUUGAACACAUGAUUCCAUACAUUGUACAUUCUACGCAAACCACUGUUUUUAAUAUUAUCAAGAUCAGACUGUACCCAAUCCAUUAACUCUUGUGAAGAGGUCAUCCAUUGCGUGUCAUCAUCCUCUGCACGAUGAAGAUUCAUCACGGCCUCCACCGCUGAAGCUACCGAUAUUGCCCAGCAUAUCCCUAGAAGUUCGAAACAAAAAACGGAAGUUACU
Messenger RNA from Linum trigynum, 3976 nucleotides. The record is from the annotation of a GenBank genome assembly. Lineage: Eukaryota; Viridiplantae; Streptophyta; Magnoliopsida; Malpighiales; Linaceae.